AUGGUUAAAAAGUUUAGUAGGGAAAUUUGUUCAUGGGUUCUUGAGAGAUAUGAUGAAAAGAGAAAUGUUAUUCGUAUCAAGAACAAGGAUAUUCAUAUUAGUAGGAGAGGUGUUCAUCACAUGUAUGGUCUUCCAAUGGGUGAUAUUCCUAUGAAUUUACCUAAGAAAAGUCGUUCUACGAUUCUUGUUAUUAGAAACUGGAGGAAUCAGUUUUCUAUGACUAGGAUUAGACUUUUUAAUCCCACAAAAUUUUUAGAAAAAAGUACUGAUUCAGAUAAAUUGAAAGAAGAUUUUAGUAAUGAAGGUUAUGAAAAUGUUGAAGUCAUAAAAAAAUAUGAAGAAUUUGUUGAUGACGCAAAAGCUCAAGAUUCAGAAACAGAAACAGAAACAGAUCAUGCUGACAAAGGAGAAAAAUUUGUUGAGGAGAACAUAAAUGAGGAGCAAGUGAGAAAUGAUGUUCCUAUUUUUGUGGAGUAUGUUGAUAAAGGAAAGAAAUUUGUUCAAGAUAACAUAAAUGAUAAUGAAACAAGAGAUGAUGAUUGGAUGGAUAUCGGUCCUUCUGUUCCUCGAUUUGAUAUUAUUCUUAUUGGUUCAAAGUCUUUAGAGGAUUUUAAGGAGAAGAUAGAUUUUUUGUUUAAAAGUUAUAGUUGUUUGAAGCCUACUAUUGAUGAUUGGAUCAAUCGUGCUUGGAAUCAAUUCCCAUGCAACCAAGAUAUUUUGAAGUAUGAUGCAAGACGUAAUGUUGAAUUUAAACAAUUUCAUCAAAAUCUUGUGUUAUUUUCUGGUCCAGAAGUAAAUCAACAUGUUGAAGUUUCUAAGGAGUUGUCAAAUGUUGAAACCCCAAAUGAAGAUGUUCAUGUUUCUGAGGAACUAAGAGAUGUUCAACUUGAUCAACUGUUAAUGACAUAA
This is a messenger RNA of Lactuca virosa, 909 nucleotides long. The record is from the annotation of a GenBank genome assembly. NCBI's taxonomy places the organism in Eukaryota, Viridiplantae, Streptophyta, Magnoliopsida, Asterales, Asteraceae.